AUGCAUUCCCGUGAAAGUUCAGGGGAAGGUUGGGAAGGGGGCCCUCGCAAGUACGCCUACAAUCGCGAGGGAGCCCGGGAACGAGAGAUGCAUCUCUAUCUUCCAUAUUGGGGCUUUUCAGAUUCCGAGAAGCAUGCUCAACAGUCUAUCGGAACCCACCCGAACGUGUCACGCGACAAUGUCUUGACGGUCUUUGCGCAGCUCGCUGCACUACGAAUGGGCGCUCAAAGAGCCCUGAUAUCGCUUUUUGAUAAAAGCAUGCAACACGUUGUUGCGGAAGCAACUCCAGGACUUAGCUUGCGCGGCACUGAGACGUGCGAGCGAACGGAAGCCUUAUGGCUGGGCGUUUGUCGCCUGCCACGCCAGAAGAUCGCAAUGUGCUACCAUGCAGUGAGAUCAUUUGUCGAAGACGGAGAGGACAUUUUUGUUGCGACGGACCUUGCUGAAGACGAGCGAUUCAAGCACCACCCAUCGGUAACUGCUUAUCCGCACAACAGAUUUUACGUGUCAGUGCCCAUCCAGUCCCCGGAUGCAUAUGUCAUUGGGAGUGUGGCAGUGCUGGACGACCGGCCGAGAGAUGGAGUCCGUGAUGAGCAAGUACGUUUUUUGAAAGAACUCUCGGCAACGGUUAUGGAUCACUUGCUGUCUCAACGCGCGAUGCGAGAGGAGUAUCGCGAGGAGAAGAUGGUCCGGGCACUGGGCUUGUUUGUCCGAGGCAAGUCAGAUCUGAACGAGUGGUUCUAUAGUCGAAAUUCCCCGGACAAAAAAUACGGCUCAAAGAUGGCACAUAUCAACAGGCGGUUGGAGCAACUGCAGGUCUCUGUGUCAAGCCCCGAUGAGGACGAAGAGCAACAGGAGUGGAUGGACAAGGAUGGGGAAGCCACAACAGGCAAAGCCAAAGAAAACAAAAAAUACAAAUAUAGAUCGCCUGUCCGAAAAUUUGGGAACCAACAGGACAGUAAAAAGGAGGAUGAGGACGAGGUAGAUAACAAAAAGAGCAAAAGGCAGCGCCCCAGGCUUUCACCUACCACUAGCCAACUUCAAGAGACACUUGCGCCGUCUAAUGUCCGGUCGGUGGUCAAUCGCGCCGCUUCUUUGAUAUAUCAGGCACUGGAUGUCGAAGGGGCAAUGUUUAUUGAUGCAAGCGUGUAUGCUCGUCGACAAACUAUGGGUUCUACCGAGACUACCCAUGAUACACCAGAAGCAUACAGCAUUGGAAACCAGGUAGACGAGGACCAAGUCCCUUCUGCCUCAUGCCCGGAGUCUGGGUUCCAAGGGUCAACCGAUAACGAAAAGGAGGCCAGAAGUCUGGUCCUUGGCCACUUCACCUCGUCGACAUCUGACCAAGCCGAGAAUCUGAAAAACAGUCACUAUAUCUCUCUCUCUGGCGCUUUUGUGAGUCAUCUUAUUGACCAGUACCCCAAGGGGAAGAUCUUCCACAUUGAAGAAGAUGGCUCCAUCGCGCUAAGUUAUGAGGGACUAGCCGAUGAGAUGGACUACUCAGAAAAUGGUGGACGUGGCGCACAGACUACAGAGGCCCAGAAGAAAGACGUACAGCAGGAGACAAUGGAUAUCAAGCAACUUAUGAAGGUUUUACCGGACGCAAGAUGCAUUGCCAUUUUUCCUGUCUGGGACUUUCAGCGAAGCCGCUGGUUUGCAGUCAAUUUGGUCUGGACGGACGAUCCAGGCAGAGUGUUGUCUGAGCCAAAAGAUCUAACUUACAUGGCGGCAUUCAGUAACACGGUCAUGGCUGAGGUGUCCCGCUUGGACUUGGAGGCAGCCGACCGAGCUAAGGGCGAUUUCAUUUCUUCUAUAUCUCAUGAAUUGCGGUCGCCUUUGCACGGCUUACUCGGAACUGUAGAGCUGCUCCAAGAUAUGGUGAACUCCUACGCGCAGCGGUCGUUGAUCGAGACCAUAUACAGUUGCGGGAGGACAUUAUUAGACACGUUAAACCAUCUGCUUGAUUAUGCUAAGAUUAAUACUCUCACCCGACCGCGGCUGUCGGAUAUGGCUGGUCGACAAGGAGGAACAGACGUGUCCAAACCCCAAUCAGCGGCGCCUGGCUUUCUUCAGGAUGAAGACCUGGGCGUGCUGGCACAGGAAGUUAUUGAGGGCCUUCUUGCAGGAGCAGAGUAUCAGCGUCGCGGGCCCAACGGCAACAAUGGGGUAGCUAUGAAGAAUAAUGUCAAUACCCCAGAGUCUCGACUGAUGACUAUUGUGGAUAUUGAGUGGCAGGACAGUUGGCAGUUCAGUGUUUAUGCUGGAGCUUGGCGCAGGGUGGUGAUGAAUCUAUUUGGCAACGCUCUCAAGUACACGCGUACAGGGUACAUUCGACUACUGAUGAAGAAGGACACGUUGAUUACGGACGGCAAGGGCCCUAGUGCAGCAGUUCACAUCACAAUCAGUGAUUCUGGGCGCGGCAUGUCUGAAGACUUCCUUAAAAAUCAUCUAUACAGUGCCUUUCUCCAAGAGGAUACCACGUCACCUGGUCUAGGGGUUGGUCUUCACUUAGUCCACCAAAUCGUGAAGUCUUUGAAUGGACAAAUCAAAUUUACAAGUGAAGUCGGUCGGGGGACAAGUGUCGACGUCGUUCUCCCUGUGACACCACCAGAACGGUCGACCUCCGUCCAAUCCUCCGACUAUACCGGUUUGAGAGAUAGGCUAAACGGCAUGACGGUCUCGUUAUUCACAAGGAGCUCUCAAAUGGGCGACCUAGGAUUCGAUCAGCAAACAUUUGAAGAUGUGCUGUCAAGUCUGGGACGAAUGGUGUCAGGAUGGUUUGGUUUAAGGGUGUUGAGUCACGAUGAACUUACAUAUGAACAACCGGAUUUCGCUAUUAUUACUGAGCAUGAAUACUACAAGUAUUAUCGACAAGGCUCCAACGAGCCGGCACCGGAUAGCUCGGAAAUCAAACCGUCGCUUCCGUUGAUUGUUCUCGGUACACGAACCAGUAGCUGGAAAGCUCUGGGAGAGACUGUGGAUGAUUCUGUUAUCUUUCUAACACAGCCUGUGAGUCCCAAGACUCUCUCAACAGCAUUCGAGCAUUGUCUGGGCUUGUCAGGUCACUCUGAGGAGUCAAUGCCAAAAAGCGACCACUGCCCUCACAGACCUGCCAGAAAGAUCUCCCAGGGAUCUAACCGAGGACCGGAAGUCCAAGCCAAUAACAGUAAACCUGAGCAUCUACAACAGACUGAUGUUGACGGCGAUGAUGCGGCCACUAGUGAUGACAAACAAGAAUCGUCCAACAGCGAAGGAGAAGCUCAGGUGAACUACAUGCCAGGCAACAUUCUUCUCGUAGAGGAUAAUCAAGUCAAUCUUAAGAUUAUUGAAAUGUGUGUCAAGAGUGCUGGGUUCAAGUACCAGACUGCAUCCAAUGGUCGGGACGCCUUGGAGAAGUUUAAGGCCGAUCGAUAUGACGCUGUAGUGAUGGAUAUCUCCAUGCCCGUUAUGGAUGGCCUGACAGCCACCCGCGAGAUGCGACAUUUUGAACGCACGAAAAAGCUGCCACCUGCCACUAUAAUCAUACUAACUGCUGUUCUGUCCGCCUCUAUGCAGCAUGAAACCAUGAUCAGUGGGGCCAAUAUGUUUCUCACAAAGCCUACGUCGCUGAAGCAAUUGAAGGAAAUACUGCAGAAGCUAUCUGAAGGGAAGGAUGUAUCUGACGAAAUGAGCUCAUGA
Messenger RNA from Aspergillus nomiae NRRL 13137, 3678 nucleotides. RefSeq names its product hybrid sensor histidine kinase/response regulator. Gene Ontology annotation, molecular function: protein binding; histidine phosphotransfer kinase activity; phosphorelay sensor kinase activity. The transcript has 5 exons. Gene Ontology annotation, biological process: phosphorelay signal transduction system; protein autophosphorylation. Lineage: Eukaryota; Fungi; Ascomycota; Eurotiomycetes; Eurotiales; Aspergillaceae. The record is from RefSeq and is a predicted model, not a curated record. Bases 1 to 3678 code for a protein of 1225 amino acids.